Solanum tuberosum (potato) is the source of this 1507-nucleotide messenger RNA. Its product is annotated as ABC transporter I family member 6, chloroplastic. The transcript has 6 exons. Bases 142 to 1080 code for a protein of 312 amino acids. The record is from RefSeq and is a predicted model, not a curated record. NCBI's taxonomy places the organism in Eukaryota, Viridiplantae, Streptophyta, Magnoliopsida, Solanales, Solanaceae. Gene Ontology annotation, molecular function: ATP hydrolysis activity; ATP binding.
UACUCCUCGACCGCCCAGUGCACUCUGGGCUCCCUUUUUUGUUUCGUUGUUUUUAUUUCGUUUUUGUCUGAAAAAAGUGAGCUUGAUGCAAUCAGAAUUCAGAAGUCGUUAAACGGAUUUCCACUUAUCAAACUUGUUCCUAUGGCUGUUUUCAGUCCCAGUUGUUCUUCUACUUCCCCACUUCUCUCCUUCAAAAACAACAUCUCUUUCUUCCCUUCACAUCGCCGUUGUUUUCCCGGAGUUCGCUGCACUUUUACAGUGAAAGCCACCGUCAGCGUCGAGUCUCCGUCGUCUUCCGCCACCGACCGCUGUGAUGACUCGCCCAAGGUUUUACUUGAAGUCCGAGACCUAUGCGCUGUCAUAGUCGAGUCAAAGCAGCAAAUUCUCAAUGGUGUUAACCUCACUGUCCGCCAAGGCGAGGUUCAUGCUGUAAUGGGUAAGAAUGGUUCUGGAAAGAGCACCUUUGCUAAGGUUCUUGUUGGGCAUCCAGAUUAUGAAAUUACAGGAGGCACCGUGUCAUUUAAAGGUGAGAAUCUACUUGAGAUGGAACCUGAGGAAAGAUCUCUUGCUGGUCUUUUUAUGAGCUUCCAGUCCCCAGUUGCCAUACCUGGAGUAAGCAAUAUUGACUUUCUUAACAUGGCGUAUAAUGCUCAAAGGAGGAAACUUGGACUGCCAGAGCUGGGACCAAUUGAGUUUUAUGGGUACAUUGCCCCGAAGCUUGAACUUGUCAACAUGAAGAUAGACUUCUUGAACAGAAAUGUAAAUGAAGGAUUCAGUGGUGGAGAAAGGAAGCGCAAUGAGAUUCUGCAACUAGCGGUUCUCGGGGCUGACUUGGCAAUACUGGAUGAGAUUGAUUCUGGUUUAGAUGUUGACGCACUUCGAGACGUAGCAAAGGCAGUAAAUGGACUUCUAUCGCCAAAGAAUUCGGUGUUGAUGAUUACGCAUUACUUACGAUUAUUAGAAUUCAUCAAGCCGACGUAUAUCCAUAUCAUGGAGAAAGGGAGAAUCGUGAAGACUGGAGACAUAUCAAUAGCUAAAGUUCUGGAGAAAGAAGGCUACAAAGCAAUUUCUGGCCCAUAGAGCUGCAAUGAAUGAUGAUGUUUUUUUCGUUGUCUCAUCAGCUACUAGAGGAAAUAUUUCUACUGCUCCAACAUUAUUUAAGGAAGUGGCAAUAAGUGAUGCUUCCACUUUUCUCAUCAAAUGAUUCAAAAAUAUCAGUGCUCAAUUGUCUCGAGUUGUAAGAGUAAGGAUAAACUAUGUCCUCUGAUGUAGACAAAAUGAGGAAUUUUGAUGACAUGGUGGGGAUUGAGUCAUAUACUUGUAUUUUAUCCUGUCUUUUUAUUCCUUUUUUCUAAAAUCACAGAUUAGUUUUGUGUCGGGAAAUAUAGUAACUUAGUUGGUUGGUUAUUGCCUAAACUCAUGGUGAGGAGGGUUCGAUUCUCCACCUUUGUUUUAAAUGAUCCUGAUGUUCUACUUUAUGAGGUGCGGCUUUUUACCUCUUAAUUCA